This is a messenger RNA of Sinocyclocheilus grahami, 3009 nucleotides long. RefSeq names its product hornerin-like. The transcript has 3 exons. The coding region runs from base 87 to 2906 and encodes 939 amino acids. The record is from RefSeq and is a predicted model, not a curated record. Lineage: Eukaryota; Metazoa; Chordata; Actinopteri; Cypriniformes; Cyprinidae.
UGGUUGUAAUAGUGUUUUUUGUUUUGUUUGGAAUAGCAGAAUCACUUUUCAACAAAGCUGUUUUGUUAGAGUCUUUUUUUUCUGCUAUGGGUCAAGGGUGGAAGCGGGUCCACUUAUUGGUUUUCUUGAUUUUCUUGAAACAUGCUGUUGGACUUGAAGGUUGGAUUUCUCAGAAUGUUCAGCCUCAGAAUUGGUCUGUCCACAAGCUCUUCUCCCCUAGGGAAGUCCAGUCUUCUGUGUUGGAGGCUCCAGUGACUGGAAGCAUUCCUGUUGAAGAAGUGGCCUUGAAUAUGUUUGCUGGGAAGAACCCAAAUGCCAGCAGGCCUCCAUUUUCCCUUUCACGUCAGUAUGUAAAAGGAGGCUUUUCCAGCAGCUAUGGAUCUAUGUCUCCUACCCAAAGUGCACCAACUGUCUUGGACAGCAUUUCAUCCCUGCUACAACUCCAGGGUUCCUCCAGUCCAAAUGCCCAGAAUGUAUUUACCCAGUCUACUAGUGGACAAGGUUCCUAUAGCCAGUCUUCUCCGUAUGGCUCUGGACUGCAAAGAGUUUCUGCUGAACUCUCUUCCUCACCAGUACGAGGUGGUAGUUCCAGUGGCUUGUCCAUCCUGUCAAAGCUUGGUCUCCCACCUCUUGGUGUUUCUGACCCACCCACCGGUGAUCAAAGCUCCUCAAACAUGUCUACAAGUGCUCGGCGCAGCUCUGGCCUUCAGUUGGGAGGAACCUCUAGUCUGCUUUCUGCAAAGAGUAGCUCUUCCACAGGGUCCUCAAGCAGUUCCCGCCGUUUCUUUACUUCUACUUAUCAGGGCAGCUCUGGGUCACAACUGGCAGGAGGUUCCAGCCAGCUUAUUUCUGCAAGUGGUUUGUUCACCCAGUCUCCAAGUACUGAAAGUCAGGAUACCCCUGGAUCCUCCUAUGCGACGCUUGCUGCCUCACCCCUAGUUUUUAGCCAGUCUACCACUGAUCAGAGCUCUUACAGCCAGUAUACACCAAGCUCAGAGAGCAGCGUUGGCACUCAGCUGGCAGCUUCCCAUCAUCCUGUACCUGGACAGGGAAGUCGGUAUGGUUCAUCUGUCGAGCCUCAAUAUGCCACUAGCCAGCAUGCUCCAACUUUUUCCUUGGGUGCAAAACUGCCUGUGUCCAGUCAGUACUAUCAAGGAACUCUGAGUGGUUCUCGAUCUCAAAGCAAACUAUCUCCGGAACCUUCAGCCUCAAGGACCCAAGGAUUUCAGGCAGUGUCACAAAGAUUUGGUACGUCACAGAGCAGUUCUUGGUCUCCAAGUAGGUUCUCUUCACUGUCUUCUGCAGGAGGUUCUAUCAGCUCUACUGAUGGCUCUUCUGUACAGUCUCAACAUGCCUCCAGCCAGAAUGCCCUGGCUUCUUUGGAUGCAAAAGUGCCUUUGUACAGUCAAGCUGCUCCAAGUAGUUCAUCUCUGUCUCUGAGCUCUCCAUCUCAAUGGCAGCCUUCCUCUAGGUGGUUGCAGAGAUUUCGGGCAUCUGAUACAGUGGCAUCAGAGAGUAGCUCUCCAUCUCAAGGCUCCAAGGCUCCCAGUAGGUUGUCUACCUCAGCAGUAAGUCCUGGCCAAUUUGCUUCCAAACAGGAAGGAAGUGGCAGGUUUAGUGGCUUGUCCAUGCAGUCUCAAAGUACCUCAAGUCAGUAUAGUCCUGGGUCCUCUGCAUAUGCCAAGCUUGCUGCCUCACCCCAAGGUGUUAGUCAGUUAACCAGUGGACAAAGCUCUUACAGCCAGUAUACAUCAAGCUCCCAGAGCAGGGCUGGCACUCACCUGGCAGGCUCUAGUCACCAUGCACCCGUGCAGUCAAGCACCUUUACUGAUGGCUCAUUCCUCCAGCUUCAAGGUACCUCCAGUCAGUAUGCACCUGUUUCUUCGGGUUCAAAAGUGCUUGUGUAUAGUCAAACUGCCCCAAGUGCAUCCUCUGCUCUGAGCCAGACAUCUCGAUGGGAACCUUCCACUUCUAGAUGGUCCCAAGGUUUUCAAACCUCUGGAGCUGUGGCAUCACAAAGCAGCUCUCCCUCUCAAGGUUCUAAGGCUUCCAGCAAGUUCUCUACCCUUACCUCAGCAGCAAGUCCCACCCAAUUUGCCUCCAAACAGGAAGGAAGUGGUAGAUAUAGUGGCUUUUCCAGCCUGUCUCAAGGUACCUCAAGUCAGUAUAGCCCUGUGUCCUCUGCAUAUGCCAAACAUGGUUCCUCUCUCGCUGUUUCUAGCCAGUCUACAAAUGAUCCAAUCUCUUCUGGCCUGUAUGCAUCAAGCUUCCCAAGUAUGGCUGGAACUCAGCUGGCAGGUUCUAGUCCUAUGCCCGUUCAGACAGGAAGCACCUUUAAUGGGGGAUCAUCUUUCCAGUUUCAAGGUACCUCUAACCAGUAUGUCCCUUCUGUGUCCAGUCAAUACACUCAGGCUUCUUCAGGUGGAUCCUCCUUGACUGGCUCAGAGGCAUCUCAAAAAUGGCCACCUUCAGCCUCUACUUGGCGCCAAGGGUUUCAGACCUCUGCUACAGCUGUACAUCAGAGCAGAUCUUCCCCUCAAAGCUCUCAGACUUCCAGUGGAUCUUCCUUCCUGCCAGCCCUGAGCCCUUCUGUAGAUCAUGUGGCCCAGAGUUCUAUCUCUAGUCCUCUGAGGAUCUCAAGCUUUUUUGGUGUAGGACAACGGCUCUCAGCUCUGGCUGCUUCUGGCUCCCGAAUCCAUAGCCAAAUAUCUCCUGGUCCGUCUGCUUCAGUUCAACACCCCUCAGACUCCAUGACUUCAUCUCUUGGCUCAAGUGUCCAAGGAGCUUUACAAGGUAUAUUCUCUGGUCAGUCGAGUUCCACCUAUGGCCCGAAACCUUCAGGCUAUUCCAAAUCAUCCCAAAGCUCCUCUGCUACAGGACGAUACUUCUCAUCUGUCAAGGGCUAAGGGACUGCCAUGUACAUUUGUGCUGUGGCAUGUCAGUGAUAAAUGGUGUAAAGCUGUGCUUUUAAUAAUCUAACUUUUGAAGCAAUAAAUUGUUUAAUAUAAA